Orycteropus afer afer is the source of this 942-nucleotide messenger RNA. RefSeq names its product olfactory receptor 1J1. NCBI's taxonomy places the organism in Eukaryota, Metazoa, Chordata, Mammalia, Tubulidentata, Orycteropodidae. Gene Ontology annotation, biological process: G protein-coupled receptor signaling pathway. Gene Ontology annotation, molecular function: olfactory receptor activity; G protein-coupled receptor activity. The transcript has a single exon. The record is from RefSeq and is a predicted model, not a curated record. Gene Ontology annotation, cellular component: membrane. Bases 1 to 942 code for a protein of 313 amino acids.
AUGAAGAGGGAGAACCAGAGCACUGUGUCUGAAUUCCUCCUCCUGGGGCUCCCCAUCCGGCCAGAGCAGCAGGGCAUGUUCUUCACCCUGUUCCUGGGCAUGUACCUGACCACGGUGCUGGGGAACCUGCUCAUCAUCCUGCUCAUCAGGCUGGACCCUCGCCUCCACACCCCCAUGUACUUCUUCCUCAGCCACUUGGCCUUCACUGACAUCUCUUUCUCAUCUGUAACUGUCCCUAAGAUGUUGACGAGCGUGCAGACCCAGCACCUCUCCAUCUCUUAUAAAGGGUGCAUUUCACAGACCUAUUUUUUCAUAUUCUUUGCUGACUUGGACAGUUUCCUUAUCACUUCAAUGGCCUAUGACAGAUAUGUGGCUAUCUGUCACCCUCUCCAUUAUACCACCAUCAUGAGUCAGAUCCUUUGUGUGGUGUUGGUGGCUGGGUCCUGGGUCACUGCUUGUGCUUGUGCUCUUUUGCAUACUCUCCUCCCGGCCCGACUGUCUUUCUGUGCUGAUGACACCAUUCCCCACUUCUUCUGUGAUCUUGCUGCCCUGCUUAAAUUGUCCUGCUCAGAUACCACCAUCAACCAAUUGGUAAUCCUUACUGCAGGAUUGACAGCCAUUAUGUUUCCAUUCAUAUGCAUCCUGGUUUCUUAUGUCCAUAUUGGGGCCAACAUCCUCCGGGUUCCCUCUACCAAGGGUAUCUGCAAAGCCCUGUCCACUUGUGGAUCCCACCUCUCAGUGGUGACUCUCUAUUAUGGAGCAAUUAUUGGUCUAUAUUUUCUCCCCUCAUCCAGCAACACAAAUGACAAGAACAUGAUUGCUUCAUUGAUGUACACAGUGGUCACUCCUCUGUUGAACCCCUUCAUUUAUACCCUGAGAAAUAAAGACAUGCAAAGUGCCUUGAGAAAACUCUUGAGUAAGAAAACAUAUUCUUCCAACUGA